CGUGUUAUUUAGCUGUGCCCAAACAGAGUGUGCAUUUUGAAUAGAUUGAUUAUUGGAGAUUCACCAUGAAGCUCAAUGGUACACUGAGUGGAGAUCAGAUUGAUGUUCUCUCCACUGUGUACUUGGCGUUACUUACUCCCAGCGUGAUUGGGAGUUUUUCUGUCCUGGUGGUUUCCUUAGUGAGAUGGAGGCACCUAAAAGAACAGGUGCACCUCCUGGUGCAGCUCGCCCUGGCAGACCUCCUGGCUGCUCUGAUCCUGAUGUCCACCAGUGUCAUGAACAAAGUGGGCACUGACAACAACAUAGCCAUCUGCCAAUACAGCCUGCCGCUGUCACUGACAUUUUAUUUAAUUUCAUUUCUGCUUGUGGUGGUUUACGCAUGGAAGUCAAAGAAUGCAAUCCAUGGGUGGAGAGCAAGUCCCACAGAGGAUGAGGGGGUGCAGUCUGGUUUACAGAGUCGGUGUAGAAGGAAAAUAGUCGGUAUACUUGUAUAUGUCAUUGUUUGGUUGAUGCCCAUUGCAAUGUACUUAGCAUAUGUGCUCACUCCCUUCAUAAAAUCUAGCCCGCUGAUUCCGGUCACUGACAGCUCACUUAUUGUCCUUAAUGAUACCAAAUACUGCACCAGUUGUAUUUUGUUUUUGCAUGUCUGGAGGGAUUCCUGCUCUGAUGCUGAAAGAAUUCAUGACACUUUCAUCAGAGUUUUUCUUUUCCUCAUUGUGAUACCAGUGAUACUGUCUUGCUCUGUCAUUUACUAUAAGGUUGGUAAAUGGUAUGAAAGACAUGAGCAGGAAGGUCUAUUUCCUGUGGAGGGAGAUGGACGUUCAAGAAGGAGAUUCAAAAUAGUGUUUUCUACAGCAAGAAAUAUGGUGAUAGUCAUCUUAUUCUGCUGGACACCAGCUCUUUUCCUCAUUCUACUGUCUAUCCUGAUGAUCUGGACAAACAUUGAACAACGCAGCCUAUUUGGCCUUUAUAUGGUACAGGCUGCAAGUGUGUCCCUGCAAGGCUUCCUGAACAGUAUGGUUUACGCUUGGAGACGGCCCAACUUCACGGAGGCCGUUCUUGGGGAGAAUACCCCCCUGGUGGCACAGCAACGCCUGGCCUUCUUUGAAGAAUCACUGAGUAGCUCAACGUGCUGAGAGACAUUUGUUGUGCUGCGGAAACAAUAUACUGGCCUGAGGCAGACUGACCCCACGCCUGCACACUUCAUGACUUCAUGUCAAUCUAGACUGAAACACAAACUGAUCUCAUUUGUGAGCUGAGGAUGAAAAUAAAUUGAAGAAAAAGAUGAAGGACACACAAAGACUCUUUUUAAAAAACAACAACAACUGAUUUUUUUCAUGAAUCGAGCAACGUAUGGUAGCAUAUUGUUUUGUAUAAAUGGGGACAAAAAGGACUUCUGGAUGAAUUGUAGAAUUGUGUUGUAUUUAUAUAUGUGCUAUUAAUGUACUGUUUUAUUCAGAUUUAAAAGAUGCCAUUAGGAAUUAUGGAUAUAGUUAUUUUGUCAUAUUUGUAUUUAUAAGGUACUUUUUGACCAAGUGGCAAUAAUUGACUUGUUAUGCAACAGUCCCUCUGUAGUUCAAGACAAGAAUCAUGAAAAACCUGUUAGGGUUGUAUAAUCUGCAUUCCCCGCCGUGUCAUUUCAGAAGCAUGUGUCGCUUAUACAUUAGAGUUCAA
Molecule: messenger RNA, 1674 nt
Organism: Anarrhichthys ocellatus (wolf-eel)
Lineage: Eukaryota; Metazoa; Chordata; Actinopteri; Perciformes; Anarhichadidae
Exons: 12
Coding region: 66-1136 (356 amino acids)
Biological process (GO): adenylate cyclase-activating G protein-coupled receptor signaling pathway
Cellular component (GO): plasma membrane
Molecular function (GO): G protein-coupled receptor activity
Source: RefSeq, a predicted model, not a curated record